AUGAACCCGAUCCCUUUCGUCGCCUCGAGCGCCCCGAACGCGUCGUCGCCGACGUCGCGACGCGCGAGAGCGACGCGCGAUGUCGACCCCGACGUUGCCGUGCUCGAUUACUGGGAACGCGUUCGUCGAGGCACGGAGCGCGCGCCGAGACCAGGGGCGGAGGCGCGGGCGAAUAAACGACGGUGCGCGCACCUGGAGAGUCGGAUCGGUGACGUCCUGGGAUGGGGCGGGGCGUCGAGGGAUUUCGACGGCGGCGAGGCGGAUGUCGAUGAGGACGCGCUCGCCGUCGGGGAGAAGCUCACGGAGACGGACGUGGAGCGAUUGAAAGCGCGGGCGAGGGAAGAAGUCGGGACGACGCUGGACGCGACGGAGGUGGAGCGGUUGAAAUCGUUCGGUGAGACGAGACGAAGCGACUCGGGACCGCGGACGACGUUCGUGGAGGAGUCGUACUCGAUGCCGCUCGCGCCAGAGAGCGAGCCAUUCGACGACGGCGGGACGGUUGCGGAUGAAUUCUUUGAGUACGGUCGGGACGAACUUCCGAGGCAUUUACGAGAUUGGUACGCGCCACCGGCGCAGGAGUACGGGUCGUUCGUGGCGGACUCGAAGCCGGCGGCGGGCGCGUACAACUGGAGGUCAGACGAGAAUCGAUACACCACGGUGAGGAACUUGCGGUCGCACGGAUUGUGGUGA
Messenger RNA from Ostreococcus tauri, 690 nucleotides. RefSeq names its product unnamed product. NCBI's taxonomy places the organism in Eukaryota, Viridiplantae, Chlorophyta, Mamiellophyceae, Mamiellales, Bathycoccaceae. The transcript has a single exon. The record is from RefSeq and is a predicted model, not a curated record. The coding region runs from base 1 to 690 and encodes 229 amino acids.